CGAUUACGGCGGCCUGAAAUCUCAUUCACCGAUCGAUAUUCUUACUCGGACUUGGAACAGCCGGGAAUGGUUACUUCCGGAGAAAUCCUGAGGCUGUAGCGGCGGGGAAAGCCGCGAAGAUGUGGGUGGUGGUGUUAGUGUUCUUUCUGGGGGCACUGACGGUGGUCGGGGCGGAGGCAGUAGGGCUGGCCAUCUUGAUGCGAUGGCUGAAUAGGAGGGUGGCCGAUGAAGUGGCUAGAUCAAAGAUCUACGGAGAGCUAUCAAGCCGUGGGAAUAUCUAUCCUUCAUUAUGCAGAAAGCAGGGCUUUGUGUGGGUUCUAGAUGCAGACAGCAUUCCAAGAACUUCUCCUAUUGACAAAGCUCCGAGACAGCAAAAGGCAAAGAAGGAUAUCUUGGAGGUCACACCUAUAAAGAAAUAUGCAAAUUUAAAGAACCAUUCUCUCUUUUUAGUAGAAUCAGAUUCUUCUUCCACGGAAAUUGAACUUACUGGUUGUACAAUAGAAGCUGUAUCUGCAUCAGAUUUUCCCUCAAGAAAAUGGGCAAAGAGGUACCCAAUAAAAAUAGAAAGCAAAUCAUCAACGGUAUACAAAGGAAGUAAAAUAAUAUACAUAUAUCUUGAGACAUCUUGGGAGAAGGAAUCCUGGUGUAAAGCCUUAUAUAUUGCUACAUGUGAGGAUGCUGAGAAGCUGAAGUGGUUCAGCAAUUUGUACACUGAGUUCCAAAACUAUAUGAUGUUACUGACUGCUGUGUAUCCUUCUUCAUUUUUAAAACAAUUUCCACAUGAUGUAAGCAUCGAGCCUUCAGAUAACAAGUCAAACAAGGUUGAUAUCUCUUCAUCCAAGGUUCGGAAUUUUCUGCGGAAACUUUCCAAAAAAGCUUCUAAGAGUGGCCUAGAAAAUAAGGCAAACUUGGUCUUAAAAUCAAGUCGCGAACUUCCAAUCGAAAAAUCUAUUGGUUGUUCCACUGAGGAAAUUAUGGUCCCUUCAUCACUACCAACAUUAAAUGGAUCAGUGUGCAGAAAUCACGUGGCUGUAAUUUCUGAUGCAGAUUCAGAUGAUAAAGCAUCAAAUGAUGGAACUCUAUGUUGGAAUUUAUUAAUAUCACGUUUAUUUUUUGAUGCUAAACAGAAUGCAGAGAUGAGAACAUCCUUACUAGCUCGAAUCCAGAGAACCCUAUCCAAUAUGCGAAGCCCCACAUACAUUGGUGAAGUGAUAUGUACUGAUGUUAAUAUGGGUAAUCUCCCGCCAUAUAUUCAUGCAAUGAAAGUUCUUCCUUCCAAUGUGAAUGAAGUUUGGAUGAUGGAAAUUGACAUUGAGUAUUCUGGUGGUGCAAUAUUUGAAAUUGAAACAAGGCUUGAAGUUCAAGAUCUUGAGUUACAGGAGGGAGGCCCAAGCGCAGAAUCAAGAUCUGUGGAUGAGGUAAAAGCUGAUUUAUUAGAGGGAAUUGAACACUUCAGAGAAAACAUGACAUAUUCCGAGGAGACAGCUGGUGCUUGUGAUCAUCAUAGAGAUGAAGAUCUUAGAGGGGAUUCGUUAACACACCCCAAGAGCACAACAGGUGCAGUGUCUCAAUAUUCUAGAUGGAAAUAUAUCAUGCAAUCAAUUGCCAAACAGGUUUCACAGGUUCCACUUACAUUGGGAAUAAGAGUUGCGUCUCUCCGAGGAUUGAUGCGCAUAUUCAUAAGGCCACCACCUUCAGAUCAAAUAUGGUUUGGCUUCACUUCUAUGCCAGACCUUGAUUUUCAAUUGGAGCCUUUUGUUGGAGAGCACAGGAUAGCAAGUGGACGUUUAGCUUUAUUCUUAAUUAGUCGGCUUAAGGCAGCCAUUCGGGAGACACUGGUUCUUCCAAACUGCGAGAGUGUAUGCCUGCCAUGGAUGUUAGCUGAAAAGGAGAACUGGGUCCCACGUAAGUUAGCGCCUUUCAUAUGGAUUAAUCAAGAACCGCAAAGCACCGAGAACGCUGACGUGGCCACUCCCGAAGCUGCCAGCAGCAGUGGUCCAGAUGAAGGACCCCACCAAAACAUCGAGCCAUCGUUGCAAAAAGCAAACAGUGCUCUCAAUGCACAUUCCUCAUCACUAGCUGCUCCUCCUCCAGAGAAAGAACUGCGCGUCCCAUUAUUGAGUUGUGAAGAGCAAGCAGCGAGUCUUCGUCAAAACAAAGGCAUGGUGGAAGAGGAGGUGGGACAGAACCAUGUUUGUGAAGAAGACGAUGGCGUGAAAACAAAGAGACUGGGAAGCACGAAAGCGAGGAUGAUAGGUUUGAGCAAGAAGAUGUCUGAGAAGUUUGAAGAGAAGAGGCGACAUAUUGAAGAGAAGGGAAGAAACAUCGUCGAAAAGAUGAGAGGGCAACAACAGUGAUGAAUGAAUGAUCCUUGGCGCUACAAACAUGCAGCGAAAACCCAUGGAAUUCUGAGGUUUGUUUGGAAGUAGAGUAUAUACAUAUAUACACACAUAUCUUGUUAUUAUCCAUGUAAAUGCAACAAUGGCAGGAGCUCUGCAUAUCUGAUGAUGCUCUGCCAUUAUUGAUUGCUUCAGCUAAGUGAGACUGU
Cuscuta campestris is the source of this 2548-nucleotide messenger RNA. NCBI's taxonomy places the organism in Eukaryota, Viridiplantae, Streptophyta, Magnoliopsida, Solanales, Convolvulaceae. The record is from the annotation of a GenBank genome assembly.